UUAGGUUUCAAUUUACCACAAAAAAAUAAUUCCUCCUAUCCCCCCAAAAACCACACAGAACUCACAAAUCCCUCACCGGACCCAUCAUCAAUGGCCGCUCUUCACCAAACCACCGCCUCUCUUCAGGCCAAGCUCCUUCCAACCGCUCGAAUCUCCCGAACCACUCCCGUAAACCUCUCCUUCUCCGCCACUUUUCCUUCUCGCGGACUCCGCCUCGUCCAGCACCGCUCUCACGGCGGCGCAAGAAUGUCGGCCACAGCCGCCGGAAGCUACGCUGCAGCACUAGCCGAAGUGGCAGCGUCGAACAACACACUUGACGCCACAAGCAGCGACGUGGAGAAGAUCGAGAGCGUGUUUGCGGAUCAACGGGUGUUCGAUUUCUUCGCGAAUCCUACGAUUAGCGUGGAGAAGAAACAAGCAGUGGUGGAUGAAAUGGCUUCUUCGUCAUCUCUACAGCCGCAUUCAGCAAAUUUCUUGAAGAUCUUGGUGGAUGCGAAGAGAAUCGACAUCCUGAAGGAGAUAGUUACGGAGUUUGAAUUGGUGUAUAACAAGAUAACGAACACGGAGCUUGCGGUGGUGAGUUCGGUUGUGCAAUUGGAGCAGCAACAUUUGGCGCAAAUCGCGAAACAGGUGCAGAAAUUGAGUGGCGCGAAGAAUGUGAGGAUAAAGACGCAGAUUGAUCCAAGUUUGGUGGCUGGAUUCACAGUCAGGUUUGGGAAUUCUGGAUCCAAACUCAUUGAUUUGAGUGUUAAGAAACAGCUUGAGGAAAUUGCUGCUCAGCUUGAUCUUGGCAAUAUUCAACUGGCUGUAUGAAAUUGAAUUGCAAAUGCAUUUUGUGAUAUUUUUUUCUUUUUGUUUUGUUUUUUUUAAUUUGUUGAGUGGUAAUUAAUAAUUAUUGGUACUAUAUAAAUAUAUAUAUAAAAUAUAUAUUUGGUGUAAUUUAUUGGAAUUGCUUAGAAUCCUUAAUUUGGUAAUUUUGUAAA
This is a messenger RNA of Cucumis sativus (cucumber), 983 nucleotides long. Its product is annotated as ATP synthase subunit delta, chloroplastic. Bases 91 to 813 code for a protein of 240 amino acids. Gene Ontology annotation, cellular component: chloroplast thylakoid membrane. Gene Ontology annotation, molecular function: proton-transporting ATP synthase activity, rotational mechanism. Lineage: Eukaryota; Viridiplantae; Streptophyta; Magnoliopsida; Cucurbitales; Cucurbitaceae. The record is from RefSeq and is a predicted model, not a curated record. The transcript has a single exon. Gene Ontology annotation, biological process: proton motive force-driven ATP synthesis; photosynthetic electron transport in photosystem II; photosynthetic electron transport in photosystem I.